Messenger RNA from Ictidomys tridecemlineatus (thirteen-lined ground squirrel), 1001 nucleotides. Lineage: Eukaryota; Metazoa; Chordata; Mammalia; Rodentia; Sciuridae. The record is from RefSeq and is a predicted model, not a curated record.
UAGGUACUGUAUCUCAGGACUGUGCUCUGUGACAGUCCCACAGGCACUGGAACCUUCCAGCUAGGAUGCAGUUCUUCUGUGUGGGCAGCUGGACAUGCUUGCUCUCCCUCCUUCUUCCCUGGCCAGGUGCAGGGCAGUUCCUCGUGAUUGGACCAAGCUCACCCAUCACUGUCAUGGUGGGAGAAGAGGCCAUGUUUUCCUGUCACCUCAGCCCUUCUAUGGAUGCUCAGAACAUGGAGGUGACAUGGCGCCAUACAAACAAAUCAGGCCUGGUACAUAACUAUAGGAAUUCCCAUGACAAGGACCAGCAGCACCCAGAGAACCAAGGGAUGGCAGAGAUCCUGAGGGAGAACAUCACCAGGGGGCAGGUGGCCCUGAGGAUCCUCAACAUUCACCCUGCAGAUGAAGGGGACUACAGAUGUUUCUUUUUAAGCUCCACCUACCACAAUGAAGCACAUUUCAAAGUGUUGGUCACAGGCACCGGCAUGGCUCCUCAUGUUCACGUGGAACCUGACGCAGCCUGGGGCAUCAGGCUGACCUGCACGUCCACGGGGUGGUACCCUGAGCCCCAGGUGCAGUGGAAGGGCAGGCAGGGACUGCACUUCACACAAGCCUAUGAGACAGUGAAAACGGAAGAGACUGGCACAUUUCAGGUGCAGGCAUCCAUCACAGUGGACGAGAGGUCAACAGGAAACUUGUCCUGUGUUGUAAGGAACCCGCUCCUCGGCGAGCAGAAGGAAGCAUAUGUGUCCCUGGCAGGUGCCUUGUUUCCCAAGGACUGGUCCUGGACGAUGGGGCUGUGUGUGUUCCUGGUCUUCCUGGAAGUCAGCCUGGUGGUCACCUGUGCUCUGCUGAUGCGGGCCAGAAGAGCCAAAAGUAACAGGGAAGUGCAUGGGGAGGGGUGGCUCAGGUUCCUGGGAAGCAGAGGGCACUCGUCACCACAAGUCAGGAGUGGACUGUGGGUCCCCUAUAUCACUGAGAACUGGCAAGAAACGCCGUAA